AUGUCGGAGCACUUUCUGUGGCGUGUAGAUUACGAUCCAAAACGGGGCCGUCUGCUCCGAGCAACUCGUGAUGUGAAGACGGGACAAUGUGUACUUCGUGAACGUGCGUACGGUAACGUCGUUCUAUCGACAAACCGUGCAGCUCUUUGUGCCGUAUGUCUACACACUGCUGCCGCUGAUAUUUGCUGUGACGAUUGCUCUACGGUUUUUUUCUGCAGUGAAAAAUGUCGAGGAGCUCUACAAGACGUACACGAGAAAGAAUGCGAGGCAUUGGAAGAGGUGGACUUGACAGCAGCCAAGACCAAGACAGACGUAGACUUGCUGCGUCUUUUGAUUCGAAUCUUGGCUGCUCGCUCGCUCGACGCUGCGGACGGCAAACUACACGCGGAUGAUGAAGGAAUUGUGAAAGCUAGUUAUGCCAAUGUGAAAGACCUGGUGCAUGUGCUGGACAAGGAAGGACGAUCUGUGGGUGGACCACUGGAAGAAGUUGUUGUUAUUGCUGCCCAGAUCAAUGAGAACUCGUAUGCGCUGGAUGCAUUAGAUGAGAAGCAUUUGGUUGCAGCGGUUGGACUGUUUGCAAUUUGUGGGUUGGUAAAUCAUAGUUGCCAACCGAAUUGCACGUGGUCAAAUGCUGGAGACAGCAUCAUGGAAGUGCGAGCACUGCGUGAUAUUAACGAGGGUGAAGAGUUUACGCUGAGCUAUAUUGACAUUGAUGUGGAGCGUGACGAACGACGCGAGGAGCUGCGAAAAACCAAGCACUUUGAGUGUCGGUGUGAACGGUGCGCAGCGCCACUGAGCGAGUCGAUUGACCGAUUCUUAGAAGGCUUCUGUUGCCCCACCUGCUCUUCGAAGGCUGUUGGAGAAAACGAGUGUUUGCUUGUUCAAGUGGAAGACAAACUUUUAUGUCCAAACUGCCAGUUUGAUGUCCCGAAAACUGUCAUCGCUUCAGCGAUCCUGACGGUGAGAGCAAAGCUCGCUAACGCAAAGCAGUAUCUUAACCAGUUCAGAUACGCAAACGUCGUGGCCGAGCUUGGAAAUGUUCUUAGAGGCGUUAACGUGAACGGUCAAGUGAUCCCUUUCCAUCUCAGCCACAGCGUUGCAAUUGCAAUGACACGUGUGCUAUCGGAUGCCCAGCUCAAGUUGGGCAAUGUUGUCGAAGCAUACAAAUUUCGUCGGCGGCUGCUGAAAGCUCUUCAGCUCGUGUCCUGGCGGUACCAUCUACCACUCGCGCUUGCCCAUUUUGACUACGCAGAAGCCCUGCGUCGCAUGCUGGUGGACUCCACGACUCCGGUUUGUGAGAACUUGGACCGUGAUGAACUGCAGCGAGAGAUGCGAGCUUCGUACCAAGCUUUCAGCGACAUUUGUGCCGUUUGUCUUGGGAAGCCUCAUCCGUUACGGCACCGUGCUGUUGCCAGUCUAAAGUACUGA
Peronospora farinosa is the source of this 1428-nucleotide messenger RNA. The record is from the annotation of a GenBank genome assembly. NCBI's taxonomy places the organism in Eukaryota, Oomycota, Peronosporomycetes, Peronosporales, Peronosporaceae.